AACAUUGUCAGUAAAAGUGUGUGUGAUGGAGAGAAAUGAUGAUGUGAACGCCGUUGAGAAAGCUGAGCUGGAAGUGUUUCUGGUGCCUCUUUCUUCGUUGCUGGUUCGCAACCAUGAAGAUCUCCCCGCGGACUUUGCCAGGCUCGCUUUGCCCGCAGAAUCGCGGAGCUGCUGACUGGUCCUGGCAACAGAUGGUGGCGUACGGUUGUCGCAGUCUUGUUGUUGUUCUUGACCCUCGCACACUCCAAGUCGUGCAGACUGUCGACCACCAGACCGGUUUUGUUCACAAGGUGAAAUGGGCGCCCCAAUCAUCUGCGCACACGCUCGGCGAUCCGUACUCGCUACGCCUGGCGUCGGCCGAUAGCACGGGCCGCAUCAUCGUCUGGGAUGUGAACCAGGCCGCGCAGCGCGCCGAGUUUUCCGACUCCAGCAAAUCGGUGGUGGACAUGGCCUGGAUUGGUGUGCAGAGUGGCUGUCGUGACCUUCUGGCCGUGAUCCAUGGGCCGUCGACAUUAGCCGUGUGGAAUGCGGACAGCGGUGUAUGCUGCUGGAAGAAAUCAUUCGGUGACACUUUGCUUGGCCUAAACUUUGACCCGUUUGAUCCCAGUCGACUCGCUGUCAGAUCCAACGAUUGUCUGCUGAUGGUGACCGGGUUCAACCCAAUGAAAGCACCAACGUCGAGUCCCCAGCGUUUCUUCACGACAACAUCCACUCCUGUCCGCACUUCCACACCGGGUGGCAUGGGAAUAGGCAGCCACGCAAGCCCACGGGCCGACCGGCGGAGCAAAGCGCUCAGCAAGGUCCGGCAGUUAGUCGGCAGCAGCCACUCCAGUCGACCCAGCGAAGGUGCAAGUGAAGUUCCAAUGUCCGACUGUCUUCAAAUUGCUUUCCUCAAGGCUUGCAGACACCACAUUUGCCUUGUUUAUCCCAAGGAGAUUCUUAUCAUCGACCUCAGCGUUCAGCAGACGGUUGGGUUUGUGGUGUGCGAGCGCAACAGCACGGCGUUUGUUUCGGUGAUGACCUGUCGCCAGAGAGACGUGCUCUUCUGCCUGCACGAGAGUGGUUCAGUCUCGCUGCGCGUGCGCCAGCCGUAUCUCAGCGUCACAAGGGUGUAUUCGCCGGAUAUGUCAUCGCCGGGAUCUCCCACGUCGACGUCGGAGUCGCCCGAGGAGGUUAGCUACGCGCUGCACUGCCAGUCGGACACGCUGCGCCUCAGCAAGUCGGUCAACAUCUCGUCGGCGCAGGUGUGCCCCAUGGACGAGCGCAGCGUCUCGCUCGUUCUCACCGACGGUCGCGUGCUCAUGUGGGACCUGCUGUCGACGGCGCUGGACAGCGGUCCCGCCCGUAUGCCACCGGCCUGUGUGCAGACUCCCGUCGAGGUUACUACAGCGUCGUCCACAGCUCUGGAAGGUGAUCGCCAUCAGAGAGUGGAGGCACCGUGCACCUGCUUGUCUGAUCUCAUUCCACCACAAUGGGCUAUCGAGAUGGACUCCCCGAGUCAUCAUGUGGCAACCCCAGUGAGCUCUGGCAGCAUUCCUCUGGCCGGUGGUGGUGCGAAUGCCACGCCGUCCAAGCUCCAGUUUGUCCUCACCGGACUCACGCAGUCAGUGAUGCUGAACGCUACCUGUAUGCGCAUGUGCCCACCGCUCACGUCCAAAAACUUCUCCAACUACGAACCGCUGUGUGCAGUCGGCUCUGCUUCCGGCAUUGUUCAAGUGUUCAACCUAUCUACCGGGCAACUGGUGCGCCAAUACGCCGUGCACACGUUUCCUGUCAAGGGUGUGGAGUGGGUGUCGCAGACUACAUUCUUCUCCUGGGCAUUCAGCUCUCCCAACAUGUCCGGACUAGUGCGCAAUGAAUUGUUCACCGUUGAUACCGUCACUGGUCGAAGUCGAGUGAUUCGUGCAACAUCGGCGGGAGAAGGAGAGUCUCCAAUUGAAGGUGUUCGCAUAUCCUCGAUGAAACAGUACUUCACUGUGUACCUCAAGGACAAACCCAUGGAGAUCUGGGAUGCGCAGACUUUGACGCUGCUACGCCAGAUGAAGGAGCGAUUUCCGAUUGCAACGUCCGUGGAGUGGACUCCUGCCAAAGGUCGCCGACCCCCGACAGACAAGGCAUUGCUGACUGAGGGUGCCUCGUCAGAAAGCAAAAGUACUCAGGCGUAUGUGAGGGAGCAUCUUGUCAUGACCGACGUGGACUCUUGCCUACGUCAUUACGUCAUCGAGGGCAGCAACAUCAAGGAAGGCUCCAAGAUCCCAGCCGAGGGCAGCAUCAACACGGUGUCGUCGAUCACGUGGAAAGGGGAGAAGCUUGUUCUGGGUGAUAUCGACGGCAACUUGCACAUCUGGGACCUGAAAGGCAAAGUCUCAAAGUCGGUCCCUACGCAUCGCUCUGCCGUCAAGAAAGUACGUUUUGGUCCGGGCAAAGGCAACCAGCUCAUUUUCGUGCAGUACGCUGACGGUGUGGACAUCUGGGAUACCGUGUCGAUCGAGAUGCUUUUCAGCAUGCGUACGGCUCGCGACACUCCCGUUCUGGAUCUCGACUGGGUGACAUCUGACAAGCCCGCAAUCAUCACGAGUGCUGGAACGCUCAGCCUGAUGGACCCGAAUCUGAAACGCAACACCUCGCCCAUCAAUGUUCUUGAUUACGAUACACCAUUCUUCUGCCCUCAUACAAUGAGUGCCAAGGCUGCAUUGUCACUACGCACUUGCUUGCAGCAUCAGCCAUGGAAUCAAAACUAUACUUUGGAUUCGUUAGAAGAGACAGAUGAAAACACCGGAUUGCUGGACAAACUGGUGGAGGCAAGCACUGUCAAUUUGCCAAGUGAUAUGAAAAAGUUCUUCCCCAAAGCACCACUCGGGACCGCGCAACGAUGUUUACUAGUUGCCAGACUAUUUGGUGAUGAGUGGGAGGUAUCGUUCUGGGAGGUAGCUCUCUUCUAUUUGAUGAAAGCACGCCUGCGCCAGAAACUAGCCGUGCAGAGAGAUGGAGAUGGCAGCAGCAGUCAUGUGCCUGGAGAGUCAGGCUAUGAGCGGGAUCUCAUCUCGCCAGAAAAAACGGCCACCACGCGUAUACCCAGCUCUCGGCCAGGCCAGCAGAUUGAGUACGGCUUUCGCCUGCAACAGUCCGCCGUGCCUGGUGAUCUCAACCUGGAGCUGGUGGCAUCCUCCCGCCCGGUGCCCGCGGAGAAAAUGGCCGUUCCCGUGCCGGAAGAUAUCUGCUCGUAUGCGAGCCUUUCCAGUGGUGGAGGCGAGCAGGACUAUAGCAUUUUAGCACUGGACAAUCUUCCUGAUUGUAUACCGUCGCGUCUGUUGCUGGAUAUGAACUUUGAUGUCCUGUGCGAAACGUCGCUAUAUCAGAGCUAUGAGCUAAAGCGGCUUGCUGUGCACGAUGCCAAGCGCUCGACGUACGAACAGACUAAACUUUGCGCCAUCAAUCACAUUCUCCUUGGUCAGACGGAUCAUGCUGUGCAAAUGCUGCUGGAAACAGAGGCGGACAAUGAGAACUAUCUUGCAGACUGUCUUCGAGCAUGCCUUACAGCAAGUAUUCGAUCAUCUGGCGCCUCUCAAAGCACCAUCAAGCUUGUUGCCACUAACUUCAUAGCCAACGAGAGAUUGGAUGAGGGUGUGCGUCUGCUGUGUCUGAUCCACAAGGGGCUGGACGCUUGCCGCUACCUACAGACCUACGGCCACUGGGACCAAUCUGUUUGGCUUGCAAAGGUCAGUCUCUCUGAGGAUGACCACUUGGAGGUGAUCGGUCGCUAUGCCGACCAUCAAGCCUCGCCCACUGUCAACAACAAGUGUCAAGCGGUGCUGCUUCAUCUCGCCCUGGAGAGCUUUAGUCGUGUGAUUGAGCUUCUCAUCAGCAUGCAACACUCGGACAUCGCAGCGUGUUUCAUCGAGGCAUGUGUCGAGUAUGGGGUGCUACCAGCUGGCCCAGAAAUGGCUACGACGGUGGAGACAGCGUUUGCCGAGUACGCCAAGUAUCUGCAUUCGCUGAACAUGACCAAGGCUGCGAACCAUUACUGCUCCAUUGCCGGACACAGAGGACGCCAGCUAGCUGCCUGGAUCAACCUGCAGGAGUAGUAGUAAUAUAACAACUUCAAGAAACCAAAGCGUGUACCCACAGUGCGAGAGUUUGUCACGCUGAUCUGGUGUGCUUCACGUCCUGCGGCACACAGACAUACACACACUCCGUACGCAGUGGCAUGGUGUACGGGGUGCAAGCACGUUCCUGCGUGUGUUCCCGCGUGUGUUCAUGCACCUAUAUCACCCGUCUGUAAUGCACUGCACUGUUGCGAGGGAGCAGCGCGUGGACUGUACCAUGGCAAGUUGAAUGGCCGCACUGAUUGGCGUUGCCCUGGUGACGAUCACGUGACGUUGUCUCCGACCCGGCAUGUCAGUGCAUGCCCUACCAGUCUUCCAUGACAUGUGUGGUUGUGCAAGGGUCCAUCCGCGCAUGGUCCGUUGCAUGUAUCUUAUGCCACUGCCGCAGAUGCAUGUACGUGUAGGUGUGUGGGUCCGGUUGAUCGGCAAUCUGGGAACUGUGUUUGAGCCUAUACGCUAUGCCGUGUAUGAGUGUGUUUUUAUGUAGAUAUAUUUACAAAACCCACAUAUGUGUAUCUCUCGCUGUUCCUGCGUACAGGUUUGCAACACAACAUUUAUUCUAUGUUCAUUUUCUAGCCACUGCCCCCCCCCCCCCCCCUCCACACACACACACACGCACACACAUAAAUAUGUGCACGCACGCACAGACACACAAACGCGUGCAUACACAGAUACACACACACACACACACACACACACAUACAUACAUACACACACACACACACACACACACACACACACACACCAUCCCUUACCAACAACAUACCUUUGCUGCAUGUGGUAGCCGGUAUGUGCCCCGAGAUGCAUUGUGUGUUUCCUGUCCGUUUAUCUGUCACUCAUCUGUCAAUAAUUUUAUUCCGUUCUUCAUUUCCGUCGCCUGCUGCAAUGCGCCCGCCCGCACAUGGCUAGACACGGCCAGUGGAAGCUGCUUACAGGCAAGCAUUUCUGAUAAAAUAUUCCUACUUAUGAAGUCCCCAAUCUCCCAAUGUAGUGCCAAUGGCCGGUCUGCUCUUUAUGAGAAUUUCUCUACUGCUGAGACCAUCUUUCCCUUAUAUCUGUGUGUUUUUCUUCUGGCAACGUUGCCUUGGGCCUUUUUCCAUUUUACUUCCACACGUCUAUGUACAGUCACUUACCCCCCUCCCCUUCUCAUCCGUUUGAGGUGUCUUGCGGACUGCGUGUGGCCACCCAGCUCAUUUUUUCUUAUUUUUAUCGCUGAUACUCAAUUAUGAUGCACCCCUCCCCUCCUCCCCCCCCCCCCUUCGUCCCUGCCCCAUCAUUCACCCAUUUGGACCUGUCCUCCUAACCCCAUCAUUCUCGCCUUUUUUUCUUGGGCUUGUGGUGUGCCGAGUCUGCCCGACGUCUACGGCGGACAUGCCCCUGCUCGCGUACAGUGAAACGAACUGACCAAAUCAUUCAUUGCUAUCAAUCACAAACUGGCACUGCAUAAUUGUUUGCCUUGGCCAGUCGACCACUCCCAGCGAUAUCUACGUGACCAUUUUUAUUUUUUUCCUUGAUCGGGUUCUCUUUCGACCACUCUGAACAUGACUGUACAUGUACAUUGUACAUUUUGUG
This is a messenger RNA of Sycon ciliatum, 5678 nucleotides long. Its product is annotated as WD repeat-containing protein 11-like. The coding region runs from base 114 to 4085 and encodes 1323 amino acids. Lineage: Eukaryota; Metazoa; Porifera; Calcarea; Leucosolenida; Sycettidae. Gene Ontology annotation, molecular function: protein binding. Gene Ontology annotation, cellular component: cytoplasm. The transcript has 32 exons. The record is from RefSeq and is a predicted model, not a curated record.